GACCGUUGGCGCCAUAACGGCCGUCCACCCCUCCCUCUUCUCCUCAGGGCCCGCCGCCGCUCCCUCGCUUUGUAGAGGGCGGCCCGAGCGCUUCUCUGUGCCGCAGCUCGUCCUGUCCGCCUCUGGGGCACCGCGCCGUGGUGAGUAACCGUGCCCGCUCCUCGUCCUGAGGGGUGCGGACCCCGGCGUCCCAUCGGGGCCGGCUGCGUGGGGACGGGGCUCGCGGGCCCUCCCUGGGGGCCAUCGCAGAACAGCGGCGGUAUUGGCGGUGCUCGAGGGCGGCGCGCGCGUGCGGACGGCUGCUGUCGUGUGCUGCUCUUGGUCUGAAGGCUGUCCUUUGGUGGCUGUUUGCACCACAGAAUGCUUGAUCCGUGCAAUCCUUUUGUAAUCGUUCUGGUAUUUUUAUGGUAAAGCUCUUCUUGCUCUAUUUUCAGAGGGAAAUAUAAAACGAAGCCUUAGAAGACAAGAUUCGGUUUGCUGCUGAAGUAAAAGAUACAAACGAGGGUUUGAAUUCUUGUGUGGUGUCUUCUAGCUUUAUUUUUAGGGCCAACUGAAAACUUCCCUCGUUUUGGAAGAGUUAAAAGGAUUUUUUAAUUUCAGGUCUGGAAAGCCGUUUGAGUAAAACGCCCCAGCAGGGCAACGGGCUGCUCACUGUUGGCUUCUGUUAGUUGUCAAUCAGUGGUGCAACUCGGUUUUAGUAUUACAUUCACUGUGCAAAACGAUGUAUUUUUGCAAAUAUGUGGGAUUUAAUUGUUGGCGAGAAACGUUUUGGUGAUCAGAUCAGGACAAAAAUGUCUUAAGACAGCCCUGAAAUAAAAAUUGCUUUCUGGUCUUACAACUGCAGCCCGUGGUAGCAUUCAGUUCUGUGGUGUGAUCUGCUACUUUCACUUUCCUGUGCAGACACUUUUUUGUUAGAAUACUGAAUGUUCACUUAAAAUGACCAAAAAAAGCCCAUGCUAGAAUAAUCCCCUAGAAACUUUCCACAUAUUUGGAUCUUUUUUGCUUUCAAAAAUCAUGAGCUGUGGGAAGGAGUUUGUGGAAAUUCUUACGAAAAUUGGAUAUCCAAAAGCCAGUGAGCUCAAUGGAGAAGAUUUUGACUGGCUGUUUGAGUCUUCUGAAGACAAAUCAUUUCUGGAGUGGUUUUGUGGAACUGUAAAUGAGCAGCAUGUGUUAUCUGAAGAAGAACUGCAGGAUUUUAAUCGUCUUCUUGAGUCUGGAAAGCCCAUUUUAGAAGGAAAUGCACUGGAUGAAGUCCUUAAGACCUGUAAGCCAGCGGAUUCAGGGAACAGCAGCCACGAGGAGGAGGAGGAACUUAAGAAAUUAGAGGAUGAGUUUCAAACUCUUCAGAAAAUGAAAAAUCUUACAGUCCAUCGGCAUAAUAAGCUUCAGGUGAUGAUUUCUGAGAACAGCAGUAUGUUACAGACACUAAAAAUCAAAGAGGAAGAAGCACAGAAGGAUUUGAAAGAAGGUCUGGAACUGUUCACUGCAGCAAAUAAUAAGCUUAAUAAUGAACUGCUGUCUCUUGUGGGUAGAGUUAAGAAACUGGCCUCUUUCUUCACUGCUUCAGCUUCAGAACAAGGAUCAGAUUUGCACCCAGUGUUUUUUUCCCAGCUUUCCUUGGACAAGUAUUUGUCUCAGGAAGGGCACUGCACUGCAGCACUUGCCUCGUAUGCAAAAAAACAUUUUUAUCAGGGUACGUCGGAAUUGGCUGAAAAUUUGCACAAAGACAACUUUGAGCUUGUGGAUAUUAGCAAACAUGUCGCUGGUGCUGAGUCUACUGAAGCUUGUGGAAAGAGCCAGGAGAUUGCCAGCCUCCAGGCAGCAUACAUUUGUGCUCAACGUCAGCUCAUUGAGUUGCAAGCUGAAGAAGAGAGCUUGAAUUCAGCUAUAGAGUGUGCAGUAAGCAUGCUGCGAUCCCUAAAGAGCAAGGAUAAUGGAAAACAAGAAAACGUCGAGGCCAAAAUAUCUAGUUUAAAUGAUGAAAUCUCUACAAUUAAGCAACAGAUAGCUCAAAUAAACAACGAAGAUCUGCCUUCCCUUUUGAAAGAGCAUGCACAGCUGUUCACUGCACCGGUGGUAAUGGCAGACCUGGAUCGUGAGAUUGCUCAGCAGGACCAUUUCGCUUCUAAACAGGAUGAAAUAUGCAGCCAUCUGAUAAGGCAGAAAGCGUCAUUUGAACUUAUUCAGCUUGCCUAUGACAUUGAAUUGAAGAAACACAAAGACAUCCACUGUCAACUUGAGAAUUUGAUAGAAUCUCUGAAACAGAGCAGUAAUGAGAUGCAACAGAGACUAGAGGUGUUAUCUAAGCAAACUGAACUUGCAAAGCCAAGGAACUCUAUUAGUUCAAAGGAUGAUUUCUCUUGUAGGCUCUAUCAACUUUUGGAAGGAGAAAACAAAAAACAAGUGUUUAAAACAUACAAAAACCUGGAACAGAUGGCUCAGAAGUUGCAUCAGGAUUGCGUGACAGCACAAGACCAGCUAGCAGUGUCUUCUCAGGAGCAGUCUCUCUUGUUGUCCAAACUAGACAGUGAUGUAAAUGCUCUUCAUGAUGCUCUCUAUUGCGGAGGAAAUCAGAUACUACUCACUAGUCGGGAACUUACUGAGCAGUUUCAUCAACUGGAAGGUGAUUUAAAUAAACUAAAUCAACUAAUUAUGGAUCUUAUCGCUGAUGUGAAGUCAAAGAGAAACUUCUUGGCAUCCAAUAAGGUGCACCAGAUGGAAAGAAACUUGUAUGUGUAUUUUUUCAGAGAUGAGAACCACUUGAAAGAGAUGGUGGAGAAGCUCGAACAGCAGUCAGAGGCUAAAGCCAGUGGUCUGGAAGAUGAGAAUUUCAUCACCAGUUAACUCCUUAAUAUUUAACCUUCAAUGUAUUCUUAAGAUUAAAAAAAAAAGUUAAUGUAAACAAUCUACAAGUUUAUGGAAUGAUAAGUAUUAGCUUAUCAAGGUGAACGUUUAUCUAUCAUUGCAGUGAAUGUUCAGCUGCCACAGUUACCAUGUUUGGGUUAUAUGCUGCUUCACGGCUUUGGCAUUUGGUCAUUCAGUUCAAGUUCUUCAAUAUUAACUAACACAUUGGUUGCAUGAAUGAAUUAUAUAUGGACUGCUCUUUUACUAGCCUGCAUGUUGAUUUCCACUGUGUACAGCAUAGCGCAAAGGAACACUUCAAACCCUGGAGAUUAGUUUUCUUGCAUGGUAAGAAACUUUCAAUACAUGAAGAGGGGUUCCAGGUUUUGGGACAUAAAUGGUCAUGUGCUUCCUUCUGUAGAGGAAAGUUCUCCAAGGCAGAAAUAAUGAUCCUGCUUUACAGUUCCUCUGAGAUUUGUUUUUAUUAUAUGGAAAUAUAUCAGAAUACGUACCAGAAUCUGCUUGAAGUACCAAGACCGUCUGUUUCUUGACCACCACAUCAUCACUUAAUUUAUGUCUUCUCUAUUGAGAUUAGUUCCUACUUAUAGCAAACUUUUCAAAGAGAGAAUUUCUAAUUUACCUUUUGGACUUGGACGUUUUGGGGAUAUCUUUACGCAGUAUUUACUCUCUGAUCUGUGUUGCCAGGCAUUUGAAUGAUGCCUUCGUAUUCCUGCAUAGACUGGUAUUAAGACUGCUUAUGAAAUUUUUGUAUAGGCUUCCUAAUAGACCAGUGGCACUAAAUAUGCUUUUAUAGUAUAAAAAAAAAUUCCAGACUCUUGUUUUCUGAUUAGAUCAGCUAUACUUGCUUUCAAGUGUUGCACAUAUUGACGAAGACUUGUAAAUUAGCUUCAGCUUCAGUAGUAGUAUUUUAAAAAAUAUUUUGACUUCACUCUUUUAAUUUCUACAUUUAUGUAACUUAAAUGUAUAAUUUUUAGCUUAUUGGUUUGAUGUUUUUAUAUCUACUUCUCAUGCUGUUUAGAUCCAUAUGUUGUUUGUUAUUAAAUGCCAAAUGCUAAAUUGAUUUCAGUGCUGUCAAUAUUUAUGACAUAUCUGUAUGUUAGUAUAUGCUCACGAAUGGUGUCCUGUUUAUUUUUAAUCUUCUAGGUUCUCAUUUUGAUAGGCUCCAGAGUCUGAAUCUGAAGACUACUGCUUCCCACUAUGGGAAGUUAGGAAAUAUUUUCACCUUCUGUACAAAAACAAUGAUGCAAGUAAUAAAAAACACUAAUUUUAUAA
Gallus gallus (chicken) is the source of this 4134-nucleotide messenger RNA. It is a transcript of the gene HAUS3, whose product is annotated as HAUS augmin-like complex, subunit 3. Gene Ontology annotation, cellular component: HAUS complex; mitotic spindle; centrosome. The record is from RefSeq and is a predicted model, not a curated record. The coding region runs from base 1015 to 2844 and encodes 609 amino acids. Gene Ontology annotation, biological process: centrosome cycle; spindle assembly. The transcript has 4 exons. NCBI's taxonomy places the organism in Eukaryota, Metazoa, Chordata, Aves, Galliformes, Phasianidae.